Molecule: messenger RNA, 1361 nt
Organism: Galeopterus variegatus (Sunda flying lemur)
Lineage: Eukaryota; Metazoa; Chordata; Mammalia; Dermoptera; Cynocephalidae
Gene: COXFA4L2
Product: NADH dehydrogenase (ubiquinone) 1 alpha subcomplex, 4-like 2
Exons: 4
Coding region: 32-295 (87 amino acids)
Source: RefSeq, a predicted model, not a curated record
CCGGAGAGAACUGAGACACUGGAGAGGCGAUAUGGCAGGAACCAGUCUCGGGGCCCGGUUCUACCGGCAGAUCAGAAGACAUCCGGCGCUCAUCCCGAUGAUCAGCUUCAUAGGCCUGGGCAUGGGCAGCGCUGCGCUCUACCUGCUGCGACUGGCCCUGCACAGCCCAGACGUCUGCUGGGACCGAAAGAACAACCCGGAGCCCUGGAACCGCUUGAAUCCCAAUGACCAAUACAAGUUCCUGGCAGUUUCCACUGACUAUAAGAAGCUGAAGAAGGACCGGCCAGACUUCUAACCCAGGCUGGGCUGCAAGUCCGAUGUAAACCACGGUCAACCAACCCACUCAUUUCUUCCACUUCCUGCCCCCAGACCCCAAGGCGACAGUCUGGCCACCCGGUCCAGCUUCUGCCUGCACAGGCCCGGUUCCCACGCAGAGGGGAGGCAGCCCCACCCCCACCCUUUCCCUUGCUCCCAGGAGCGGAAGCGCCUCUGACCCUCGGCUUGAGUUCCAUGUGGGGGAGGAGCAGUCAGGAGGGCAGGCAGCAGCAGGGGUCGACCCAAAGGCCUAAGCCAGCCCCUCUGCCCUCCUACCCGGGCCUCGCAGGGUGUGGCACAGGCUACGUGUUGAGCGUGGCCGACGUGAGCCAAGCAAGCAGGGCCUGAGUGCCAAGCGACGUGGCGGGCCCCACAUUAGCCCAGGCUCGGGCACAGGCCCAAGGAUGGCGCUACUCAGCUCGACUGUCGCUGCUACGCCCAGUCUGCCCAGGCACCUACAACUCCUGCUCCUCCCUUGCCCGAGCCUGCUCCCUCCGGAGCCUUUAGCACCCCCUCCGGCUUCACACCUGGGCCGCCCCCUGCCGCUCCCCAUCCCUCCCCUCUCUUGCUCCCCUCUGUCCCCUGGGAUCAAACAGAAGCAGCCGUGGGCAAAAUACAAUUUCAUUUAACAAAUUGAAUUUGCUGCGCCUGCUAAUCACGUCUGGUGUCGGCUCUGAUCCGACGGAGAAAGAAGACUGCAGCCCCAGGGGUCCUUGUGGUGAUGGUACUGGGAGGGAAGGGAGGUACAAGCUGUGGGAGAGAAUCACCACCUGGCCCAAGGGACCCCUCUCACGGUAACAGAACUUAGAGCAGGUUAGCAUUUUAUUAGAUAAAAACAGGAAGGAGGGUGCCUAUCCACUGUUUCUACUGGCUCAGAAGAGCAACCCUCCCCUCCCCAAGAAAGAACAGGCAUUUAUAACACUGAGUUAUGGCAGAGGAUUAGGGCAGAAAGCUCCUGCCCCCUCCAAUCCCCUCUAAGUCUUGUUAGCAAAAAAAAAAAAAUCUCACUACAAAUCCUGGGAAGGGGGACGACUAUACCUGGCUCU